Nylanderia fulva is the source of this 6904-nucleotide messenger RNA. It is a transcript of the gene east, whose product is annotated as enhanced adult sensory threshold. The record is from RefSeq and is a predicted model, not a curated record. Lineage: Eukaryota; Metazoa; Arthropoda; Insecta; Hymenoptera; Formicidae. Gene Ontology annotation, cellular component: nucleus.
UAUAUAUGUGUGUGUUUGUGCGAAGUUUGUCACGUAAUUUUCUGCCCAGCUCCAGGGCCGCAUCUAGACAACCCCGUCUCGUCCUGGUUGCUCCGGGAUGGAGCCCGAUGUGGGUGGAAGUGAGAUGGCAUCCAGGGAAAAGAGACCCUUAGCGCCUUCCAAAUCGAAACAGAAGGCGAGUAACGACUCUGGCUUGCCAUCCAAUGAGGUCAGGAAUAAGAAAGGCAAGUCAUUGCCGAGUGUGAAGCAGCAGCAGCAGCUUGCGCAAGAGAUUUUUGAUACGGUAGCAACAGGUAGCCAGCUCUCCGUCAAGCUAGAGGUGAGCUUGCCACGCAGGAAUGCCCUUAAGAAUCUGAAACGCAAGCAGAACCUAAGAGCAGCCAAGGCAAAUCUCAAGUCCAAGGUUACCAAGAAGGAGACCAGCAAGAAUAUACACAGGAUAGUCAAGAGGGGUGUGAAAGCGAAGAGGAUUAAGCAAUCGGAGGAGUCAGCUGUCAAGACAGUGGACACAGCUUCGAGGCUUUCGGAGAAUCAGACCAGCAACAGAGACAACGAAGGCAAAGGAAGCGAAACACCAAGCAAAAGUGCCAAGAACAAUCUCAGGACCAAGAAAGUCAAGGCUGACGUUCAGAACAAAGAAGAGGCCAGUGUUAAAGUUAGCCCGAAACUUGGCAGGAAGGGAAAAGCAACGGAGAGUCCCGACUCUUUGUCCAAGGGUGCCAAAACAGGAAAGUUGACGAACCUGAAGAGGAACAAUACCAAGGAUAAUAAUUUUAUCAAAGCUGCGGAGGAUAACAGGGAUUUGCAUAAGGGUGCUGCAAAGAGUAGAAAGAGUGGUAGUGGUAAGGAAUUGGAUUCUCUCAGUGUAAAGAGCAAUUCCAGUGUUGAGAAGUUUCCAAAGGCAGUUUUGGAUGACAAGAACUCUAUUGAUCUUACCAUAGACGAAGUUAUAGCUUCUUCGAUGUUGAGUGAUAACGAAACUGAAAAUCAACAGGGCGUUACAGAGAGGACCGAGGGCAAGGUGACAAGGAGCAGGAAGAUGCUGGUGGACGAGAAUAUCAUUUGUGACAUUGAGAUCAAGAAGGAGCCUGAGACCGAUGACAUCAAAGUUACAUCGGAUGGUGAGUACGCAGAGGACCAGGGAAUACAGAAUGCCAUUCAAUUGAGAAAGAGAUCGAAGGUCGGCUACGUCGACGUUCAAGUGUCGCAGAGGAGCUUGAGAAACGGGAAGCAACGACAGUUGUCGGAUUCGGGAAACUCCCCGGAUAACGAUUCCAAAAAGCGUCACAGAUUGAACUCCGAUGGAACCGCUAUCUCGGACAACUCGAUGGAACAUAUCUCGGAUUGCAAUACAAAUAUGGAUUCUUGCUUCUCGGAUCACAGUUGCAACGAAUCCCAGACCGCGGUGGCGUCGAGUAAGGAGGAAAUGUGCCUGAAGGACGAAGUGUCGAAGAACUUUGACGAGGAAGCUGACAUAGGCUCGGAAGUGGAGAACAAUAACAAUAGCGACCGCGUCGAUAGAACAGGUGAAACGGGACCGACGCUGCGUUCGAAAACUAAAGCCAAAACCAUAGAAAACGAAGCCACGAAGGACGAGGACGUCAAGACGGAAGAUCCGCGAAUACCGCCCAAGUGCGAGGCGCAAGAGGACUCGAAGAAGCUUAACAAUCUGGAUCAGACCAGGAAGGAUAACAGUAUCCUAGCCAAAUUCACCGACAAAUCCAAGGGUCGUCGGGGCAGUCUGAACAUAGACAUGAAGAAGACGGUGAAUUCUUUCUACAGCACCGACAAGUCAGACGGCAAUUCCAAGUCGCAGAUAGACCAGAUGAUCGAGAACAUCAAGCUGAACAUUGCGAAGACCAUCGAGAGCAAGAUAUUCGGUCCGGAGAAGGGCCUCGGGCUGAGCAAGAACUUCGACGUGAAGACCGAGAUCGUCGCGCCGCUCAGCACGGACUCCCAGAAGAUGGGAUUGGAGGAGAGCGCUGACGAGGACGGGUCGGCCGUGACGAAGAACGAGAUCACGUCGGACAGUUCGGAGAAUUCGGUACCCAAAGUGGCCGAUACUGCCAAAGAGAUCGAGGAGAAACUAGUCAAGUCCGAUAUCGGGGAAGCGGAGACGCACUCGCAGAACAUUCAGGAGGACAGGGUCUCCGACGGCGACAGGAUUCAUAAUGUACAUAAUAUUUGCGAGUCUACAUGUAAUAUAAGUAAUGAUAGCGGUGCUGCGGCUGUUUACAACAGCCAAGACGAGUCGGAGAACGAGAACGUCGGCUGCAGCACGGCCGGCGACGCUUUCGACAGCGAGUCCAAGACGUCGCAGGACGAGAGCAAGAAGAUGGCCACGAGGAAGUCUCCGAGGAUCAGCGACAAGACUGCGGACAACGUUCUCGAGGCGAGAAAAUCCAACAGCAGGACCCCGAGCAAGACGAUCUCAAGACUGGAGGAUCCUCCGGAAUCUUUGGACGACGAUGUGACCACGUCGUUGCCUUCGCAAGCGGAGGAGAGACUCGCGGAGAAGCCUGUGGAAGCGGAGGGAUCGGAGAUCACCUGUUCGAGCAACUCGGAGGAAUCGGAAACGCUGGAAAGUAUAUCUCGCGAGGUGGAGAGACUAGUAGCUGAAGACGAAGACGCCCGGUUGUCGCUGUUGAACGCCGCAAACGACACCGAGCCGAGCGAAGAGAACCUUCUGGUCCCCGAGAACCCGGACAGCCAGGAGUUGGAGGUUCAACGUGCGAACAAACAGGAAGCGUCCGACGACAGCUCGAUGACGUCAGAAUCUGCUACCGACGCCAACGAGAUCUCCAGGUCCGCCGAUGAGACCAGCAGGGAAGAAAGGGGCGACGCUUCCAAGACAAAUAACUCAACGACCACCACAAACUGUGAUUCAAAUAGCGAUUCAAGUAGCUCUGUAAAUUCUGUGCCUGCACGCAGCCCCGAAAGCAAGGAACUGAAAGCCAGGAGCGGCGACCCGACCUCGGACGAGAGCGUCUCGGAGAAUCAGAAUCCGGAGCUCAGUGAGACUGCGGAUCCGAUAAACGAUAAAUCGCCAGACAAUAAAGAUCCCGAGGAGACCCGGAAACCCGACGGCGAGAAGAGCAAGAGAGUCCUGCGAGCCCGCGACAAGCAGAAGAAAGGACGCGACGAAGGUCGCGUGAAGGUCAAGCAGGAGGAGACCGCGGGAGGCAGCGUUCAUCAACGAAAGACUCCGAGUUCCGACGAGAUGCCGGCGAUGGACGCGACUCGAGUCUCCGAAGGAGGUUCCCGGAAGCCGGAGGACAGCAACGAAUCGGACGAGUCCUCCCAGUCGCGCACCCGGCGCAGCAGGGACAUGAAGAGGAUCCGGAAGGAGGACCCGGCCAGCUCCAAGGUGAAGCGCGUGAAGCGGGAUACGCGCAAGUCCGAUCAGCAGACCAAGGAAGAGACUCUGCUGGACAACGAGGUGGCGAAGAUCAACGAGAACAACAGGUCCUUCCUGAGCAAGUACGCGGACGAGGUCGAGGGACAUCCCGGGGAGGACGACGAUAGCUUCCGCGAGGCUUUCUUCGAGGAACGCGAGCCGGACGAGGAACUCCAAGACGCCAAGAAGAAGGGACCAGGUACCGGCGUGCGCAGCAAGUCGGAGAACGACAUCGCGAUCGAGGCCAAGGGCUCCAAGGGCGCGGAGAAGCGGCAGCUCUCGCGAAAUCUGUCCGAGAACCACGUGUCUUCGAAGCAGACGCCCGACCACGGGAUACAGGGUAUGCUGGGGAACGAGUGCAAGAGUCCCAAGGACGCGCCCAAAGACUCGGACGAGACCUCCACGUCCGGAGAGUCUUGCAACGGUGAUAAUAUGGGAAAGAUCCUGGAGACGCCCGAGGAUAAGGAGAGAAAGGAGUCGAUUCUGCGAACCUUGGGAUUAGAAUCCCUGGAGGAGGCCGCGAAGAGGCAGAAUCAGCAGAAGAUUAGGAAGGAGCAGUCGUCGGGGACCCUGAAAACGGUGAUUAAGGUGUCGCAGAAGGACAAGGAUAAGGACAAGCGAGGAUCGGGACCUCCGCUCAAGAUGAUCGUCCUCAAGCAGGGUCGCGCGGACGGAGAGGGGGAUUCGCCAGAGAUUUACACCAUUCAAAAGGAGUUUGGUGGACCUAGUGGUUUGGGCGAUAGCAGCUCUGGUGCGAACCGAAAGUUCACUACUAACCACAGAUACUCUUGCGAUGACGAUAACGAGGACGCUGCACCUAAGGAUCGUCAGUCGCUCGUCAUUCCAGAGAAGUCCUCUUCCUUCUCCAUACAUCCUGGACGCGUCUGCGCCGACGUGUGCUCCUACUGUUUCGGAAAGUUCGGCUCCCUGGACACGCCGAUGCACCUGGCGCAACUCAAGUCCGACGAGAGGCGCAAGAAGAUCUUGAACUUCGAGAGACACCUCACAAAAGACUCGUGUCUCUGUGACGCCUGCUAUCGUCACGUUGACAGGAAGGCCAAUACCAGCCCGACGAAUUUGCAGCAGAAGCCGCAGAAACAGCACAGACAACUGAUGGUGACCAAAUGCUCGGCUCGCGAGUGCCGGGAUCCUGCGCGGCAUCACGUCAAGCGCCGUUGGUUGGUCAAGAUCAAAGCCAGUCUACAAAAUCAGGUCGACAUAGACUGGGACUCGAGUCAGCAUACCCAGAUGCCGCUCUGCGUCAGUCAUUACGAGAAGGUGGAGUGCUACUUGAUGUGCGCGCUAUGCAAACGCCGGCUGAUACGAACGCACACCCAUACGCUGACCAAGGCGGAGAUCGACGAAUUUAAUCAGCUGGCCAGUCCUCAGGGAAUCCCCGUUCUCCUGCAGGGCUGCACGUACGUCUGCAAACUGUGCCGAUACUUUGUGCAGCUGCAGCUCAAAUACAGGGACCUUGAGAACAUGAACACGAAUCACAAGAUCUUCUCCAAGAGUUAUCGAAAGCGGAUCUUGCACAGUCGUGGAAUCGAAGUGGCCGACGACGAGGACGAGGAUUCGUCGCAGCAGGCGACGAAUCCGGCCAAGGACAAGAAGAGCAAGAAGAGCAGCAAGGGCGCGCAGGUGAAGAGCGGGAGUUCCAAGUCCCCGGAACACGUGACGAGCGGCACGUCGGAGAAGUCGACGCCCGAACCGAACAAGAACGAGGGCCGUCCGAGUUCCUGCGAGAACCGCGCGGCGAAGACGAGCGGCGACGAGAGCGGCGGCAACAUCUCGUCCCUUUCGUAUUUCGGCAGCAUCGAGAGCACCGUGGAGAACCUGAAGAAGCGCAAGAUGCUCGACCUGCACGCCUACCCCCUGACGGGCGACGGCGCGACGACGGCGGCGAACGAGAUGGCCGAGAUCCUCGGGAUGGAUAACGAGGUCACCCUGACGCGGUUGCCGAAGAGGCCGAGACUCAACAACAGUAGCAACAACAGUAGCGUCAACAACAACAGCAGCAGCAACGACAUCACGCCGGUGGUGCAGAGACUCGGCGCGAAUCCCUCGAUAAGCGUGCGCACUCUCUUCCCCGGCGAGGAGGAGAUGAACCUUCACGUGAACAUCGACUUUCAAAACGUGCGAGAGGUGACGCCGCAGGGUUGGGAGAAGUGCGCGACGAUGAUCCAGUACGAUCGCGAGACCAAGCACCUCUGGCAGCAGCUGCAGCGACCUUACGGCAACCAGAGCUCCUUCCUGCGCCACCUGAUCAUUCUGGAGAAGUACUACCGAGCCGGGGAUCUGAUACUCGCGCCGAACGCCUCGCGCAACGCGAUCAACUACUCCACGUCGGUGCAGAACAGACUGAUAUCGUACGAGGGCCCGGAGAAGAUGGACGAGCCGAUCAUGGAGCCGAUCGCGACGGAAUAUAACUCCCGUCGUUUGAGCGGUGGCUUCGUCAUGGAGAAGAACAGACCACCCGGCCCGAGUUCGAUGUCCGGCAGACCGACGAGUGGUGGCGCGGCGUCGUUGCACUCGACGAAGAUGAACUCCCCGAGGAUGCUCAAGCUCAACUCCGGGGUGUCGAUCAUCAAGAAACCGCCGCCCAGUCUGCAACGAUUAAGCCUGCCGUCGACCAGUGGCGGAAGCGGCCCGACAACGAACGGCGGCGUGAAGCGGAGAGAUGGCCAGAGUCUACCCUCGGCUUACGCCGGCAAAGUGUUCCAGCUGAGCGAGCAGGACAUGAAGAGGACUCAGCACUCGUCGAGCAAACGCCAGUCGAAGAGCAACGAGCGACAUUUCGGCGCCGGCAGCGGAUCGUCCAGCUACCAGAAGACGUCGCAGGUCGCCGCGGCGAUCCCCGGCCACAGCCAGCAGUUCCAGAGGCACCUGCGGCUGCAGCAGGAGAUGCUCAGCCGACAGAGCCGCGGCGACUUCGAGCCCCUGAUCUGCGACAUGGCGACGCGCGGCCACCCGGCCGCGAACGAGAACAGCCCGACCGGCCAGAACCUUAUACACAAUCUCAACCUGCCUAAGUCGAUCCAGGUGACGACCAAGCCGACUAUGACGUCGUCCUCGUCGUCCUCGACCAGCAGCCCGAUCCCGAUUUUGCCCAAGAUCCCGAGGUCGUUGACGGUGAUACCGCAGACCGUCACGAGACCCGCUGCCGACAAAUGAGAGGAGACGAGGAGGAGAAGGUGGUGGUGGUGGUGGUGGUGGAGGAGGAGGAGAUGCGGCGAGGAUCGGCGCUUUUUUCGGAUCUCCCCGACGUCGAUCGAAAAUUGUGCCGCCAAAUCGAAGCAAGAUAUAGAUGACGAUGACGAUGAUGAUGCCGAUCAUCAUCGAUGCUCGGAGAGCAGUCUUUGCCUUACGUGAGCGCAUCGCGGUAUGCACUUACCGAGCCUGAACGCUCAAAAUAAUAAUACAUAUACAUAGACACGCAGACUCACACACAUACAUUGUACGACACGUUAAGUUUACAGUUUCUCGAAUAAAACAGCCGAUAGACGA